AUUUACAUGACUGGCGGGUUUAUGGCGAUGCAAAUGGCAGUUGAAUCCUCAUUUAUUCAGAUGUGGAAUUCGAAAGAUUUACGUCUUGCUGAAGACAAUGUAACAAUUGGACAAUUUCCAUACCACAGAAUCCACUUGCCAGUGCUGCCGUCCACAGUGCGACCGAAUAUAAGUCUCAUUUAUUACUUGACAAUUAUAGGAUUCCUCUUGAUUCCCAUGACAACCCUGCACAAGUCAAUUCAUGAUAAAACGACGGGUUUCAAGGCCCUGAUGAGGAUCCUCAGGUUUCCUCCAGGAUCAAUGUACGUUGGGUGGCUUCAUUACCUCAUGAUCACAGCAAUACCAGCCACCAUGAUCGUCACCUACAUUCUGUCCCCGAUUUAUUCAAACUACGGAGCAAUUGUCCUGGGUAUAUUCUUCAUGAUGUACAUAAUAAUGUCCACUACGAUUAUUCUAGCUAUUGGCGCAUUUUUCACACACUCUAUAAAAGCUGCAUUGGCUUGUUUUAUUUUUUGGAUUUUCCUGGCCCACGCCACGAUCGUCGUGGAUGAAUCAAUCAUUGACUCGGGGCUUCUGAUAAAAACAGCGUCAUUAUUUCUUCCUCAUAGCGGAUUAAUUUACGGUCUAGCCAGUUUCACAUCCAGGAGUGAAAUCGGUAACUAAAUAAUAAUUAAUUAAUUAAUGUCAAUUGAAUUAACGAACGAUAAAAACAGAGUGACGAUUGCUCUAGUACUGCUUUUCUGGAGCUUUCAUAUAGUCGCGUGGCACAAGAUUGGGGUUUAUUUGGAAAAUGUUUUCCCGGGAAAAUGUGGAACGCCCAAGUCCUGGUAUUACCCCUGCAAAACCACAAAGAGACCUUCAGACAUUUUCGUGACAUUCCGAGGAAGUACCAACUGGUCGGCUGUGGAACGAGCUCCUAAAUUUGUCCAAGCUAAAGUGAGAGUACGCCAAGUGACAAUGAGGUACGGAGUUGCACAGACACUGGAGGUAUUGAGAGACAUGUCCAUUGAUUUUUACCCGAACGAGUUCAGUGUGAUUCUUGGACAUAACGGAGCUGGAAAGAGUAGUUUAUUAAAAAUAAUGGCAGGCAUGUACAAGGCAACUAAAGGCAAGAUUUACAUCGAGGGUCGUGACUACAGCGAUGAAGAUUGGUCCGAGUACCAGAAGAAGACGUCAAUUAGUUACUGUCCACAAGAGAACAUACUCGUAAAUUACCUCUCCACUUUUGAACACGUGCACCUGUCUGGAAUGAUGAAGGAGAUGGGUAUCAGAGAAGCUAAGGAACGAGCCAUGACUCUUCUGAAGCAACUGGGAUUGGAGAAUGAAAAAAAUCUCUUGAUCAAGGAUUUAACGUUUGGUGGGAAGAGACGAUUGUGUCUUGCGAUGGCGUUGAUAGGACAAUCAGAAAUUUUGAUCCUCGAUGAACCAGCGUAUGGGCUGGAUCCUCAGCAUCAGAAACAAAUUUGGGAUGUUUUAGCAGCUUCGAAGGGGCAUCGGACUGUUAUCAUGGCGACGAAUUCGAUGGAAGCUGCGGACACUCUCGCUGAUCGAAUCGCCAUUAUUGCACGUGGAACAAUCGAGUGCUGCGGAUCCAAAUCGUUUCUCAAUAAACGUUACGGAAUUGGAUAUGACCUGAAAAUAAUGACAAAACCAGGCUGUGCGAUUGAGAUUCUUCAGCGAUCAAUUCAAGAAUAUUCUCCACAUCAAAUAACAUUCAGGGGAACCGUAGGAAUGACAGUGAGAUUUAAUGUUCCCAAAACCUCGAGAUUCCCUAAAUUAAUGAGUUUCUUAGAAUCUAAUAAAAAACAACUCAGGAUUGAGUCUUUUCUACUGAAUCCUCCGAGCAUUGAAGGACAAUUCAUCAGGAUUUGCCUGUCGAGUUAUUUCAAAGAAAGGGGAGUAUCAUUCCCGAUGAAUCAAUAUGAAUUGAUCGUCCAGGAGAGAAGAAAGACGUUAAUUCAAUCGGGAAAAACAUGGAGUAGGAAUACAAAUGGUACAUUAUAUCGUCAGCAAAUAGCAGCGAUGUUAUAUAAAAAAUUUUUUCACGUUGUAUCGUCGUGGAAGCUCUAUCUUUUUUCCAUUAUUUUUUCUGUUAUGACGUUGACAUUCGUUAUGAUGGUGCCCCAACUGUCGAGGCAUUCGCAGUUCCAUUCAUUAGACAUCGACCUAAACGUCACGAGAUAUACGUCAAGAAAUUUUUUGAUGCUAUACCAUUCCUCACUGGAUCCCGAUGCUGUGAGAUUCCUUGAGUCCUUGAAAUCUGUCUCUAAAACAUAUGGCGAUGAAAACUUUCAUGUAUUACACAACAUCACAGCCACCGAGUUGAUGAUUCACCCAAAUUUGCGUUCGAUUAACUGGAGAGAUCGAUAUUUCAUGUCGAUUGAUAUUCUACCGGAAAACAAAGUGAGAAUAAUGCACUCUCCAGUUGCAAUCGACAGUGGUCCCAUCGCUUUGAAUUUAUUUUACAAUUCUUUAUUGAGAUAUUCAACGGGUAACAGCAAUUUGAGAAUUCAUUUGAAAAGUCAACCAUUGAUUGAUCCUCACGACUGGCAACACAAGAUUGUUCAUCAGAGGAGCGUAAAAAACUGGGAGAAUGCAGUAAUUAUAAUCACAUUAUUCCUCGUAAUUCCCACUGCUGAGUUGGGAAUAAUAGAAUCAAGAAGUUCAACGAAGCAAUUGCAAUUCAAUACUCAUGGAAUUACUCCCUUCAUGUACUGGAUGCCGAUUUAUUUCGUCGAUUUAAUCAUCUACGUCUUUUCACUUUUGAUAAUAUCACUCACGAGCUUCGCACUUUACGAAAAUAGGAAUGAUAUAUCCAGUGGAAAUAUCGCUCAGGGGUUUUUCAUUCUUUUUACCUAUGGGAUGGCGGCUAUCUCCAUGGGAUAUUGUAUUCAACUUUUUGUUCGCCAGAGAGGAACUGUUUAUCUUAUUAUAUUGGCCAUCAAUUUAUUCGCAAUUUUGGCCAUGAACCCUGCAAUAAUAUUUCCACUAUUUUUGCGGUGGCUCAGUAAAUCAUUACGAAUUUUAAUAGAAGUAAUUCUCCAUGGAAUUCCAGCGUACACCCUUGCGUGUGCAAUAGGAAAUUACAUCGGAAUUAAUUUGUACAAUAGCCAGUGUAAGGCUGAGAAUAACUGUGGGAAUGAUUUUGGAAUUGAAGAUCCCUGUUGUCAGAAUUGUGGAGAUCGUAUUUGUCAUGUAGCACUCGAUGCUCUCAUGGACAGUCAAUCAGGUUCAAUGUUGGUGCAUUCAAUUAUCAGUGAUAUCGUCAUCAUGUUUCUUGAAACUCUCGCUUUUCUGUCCACCAUCUAUAUCUUCGAAACGAGAAAACAGCAAAAAUCGGUUAAUACUCAGGAAGGCGAAGAAUUACCCGAAGACGUCAGUAAAAAUAACCAGGAAGAAAUUGUGGAACAGGCACAAGAAGAAAUUCCAACAGGAACAAUAAAAAAUAAUCCAGUGGACGAUUUAAUUGAAAUUUACAAUUCGAUCGAGAGUAAUGGAUCGUCAUGGAAAAUUAUUUACAUAAAUAUUUGCAACAAUUGCGAUUGUCCCGUACAUCAAAGUUUUAAUCACAAAUUUGAAUCCAUUAUUUUUACAGACAAUGAAGAAGUCUUGCCUCCGGAAAUCGUAGUGAAGGUGGAAAAUUUGUCCCAGAGUUACGGAAAAAAAGAAAUAGUUCAUGACAUCAAUUUCGAAAUCAUUAAAGGUCAUUGUUUUGGAUUAUUGGGUAUGAACGGAGCUGGAAAGUCGACAAUAGUUCGAGUACUGACUGGUCAGAUCCCCGUAACCACCGGGAGAGCAAUUAUCCACAAUGUGGAGAUGUCUACAGACCCAGAAAAAUUUUUUGGAAUGAUUGAAUGUUGUCCUCAAAAUAAUGGACUGUUGGAAUUUCUGACUGGAAGACAAAAUUUGAGAUUUUUCGCAGCGAUUCGAGGAGUUCCCAGGAAAUUUAUAGAGGAAGAAAUCGAUAAAUGGCUAGAUGUCUUUGAUUUGUUGGAGUUUGAAAACAUAAAUAUCAAGGAUUGUGCCUGGGGUAUAAAACGUAAAGUAUGUCUUCUCCAAAGUACCAUUGGGAAUCCUCCAGUGAUUAUUCUAGAUGACCCAGCCUCUGGAAUGGACGUGAUAACUCGGAAUGCACUCGUGGAAAUUCUUCAUCGAGUGAAAGAAAUGGGGACCACUCUUUGUUUAAUGUCUCACAGUAUGGAGGAGGUAGAAGCACUUUGUGAGUCCUUGGGGAUUUUGGUGGAUGGAAAAAUGGUUGCAGCCGGAACCUCUGAAGACGUCAAGAGAAGUUUCGGUGAUAAAAUAACGAUGAGAAUUAUUCUAAAGCAAGAAAUAGGAAACGAGGACGUUGAAAUCAUUAGAACAUCUGUCGAGCGGGUUUUUCCUUCGUCUCAAUUUAUUGAUCAACACCUGUACUGGUUAAAUUACGAACUCCAGGACAGAAUAUCUUACGACGAAAUUCACGAGACUUUAGAAAAAUUAAAAGGAGAUCAUUCAAAUAUCAUUAAUUACUUCGUUAAUCAACAAUCUUUGGAUCAAGUAUUCCAUAAAUUAUCGAAUCUAGACGUUGGUGGGAGGAUCGAGCUAUCCGUGCUGCAACGAAUAUACACGGAAUUUGGAAAGAUAUUCUCCAAAAAAUGGAAUUGAACAUUGAGCCUGGACCAUUAAAAAAUGGUCUCGACUUUUUUAUAAAAUUUUGGU
Messenger RNA from Fopius arisanus, 4701 nucleotides. Its product is annotated as ATP-binding cassette sub-family A member 3. Gene Ontology annotation, cellular component: membrane; intracellular membrane-bounded organelle. The record is from RefSeq and is a predicted model, not a curated record. Gene Ontology annotation, molecular function: ATP binding; ATP hydrolysis activity; ABC-type transporter activity. The transcript has 24 exons. Gene Ontology annotation, biological process: lipid transport; transmembrane transport. Lineage: Eukaryota; Metazoa; Arthropoda; Insecta; Hymenoptera; Braconidae.